Molecule: messenger RNA, 690 nt
Organism: Echinostoma caproni
Lineage: Eukaryota; Metazoa; Platyhelminthes; Trematoda; Plagiorchiida; Echinostomatidae
Source: the annotation of a GenBank genome assembly
CCGGUAAUCUCUCGACUCCGAACACCGAGUCUCAAUCCAAAAGCUAUUCGACGUAUUGAAUUGAUCCUGUCACGGAAACUGGGUCUGGCUCCCGAUGAUAUUUUUGAUGCGCAUGCCUUGCUCCAGUCAAGGGAUCUAAAAGCACUGGUUAGUAGUCGCUGGGAUGUAGGCGGUUUGAAUAAAUCCGGCCCGGAAUCCAACACCGAGACAACUUUCGCCACACCCGCUGCCGUAACACAAAUGAACCGUAAAGAUGGAGAUAAACGAGAUACUGAAGAGUUCAUGGUCAAGACCUAUACAGGAUCGGCCACCUUCUUGAAGGGGACUCAGAGUGCCAAUCCGCACAACGAUUAUUGUCAGCAUUUCGUGGACACCGGGGAACGACCACAGAAUUUUAUCCGUGACACAGGUUUGCGCAAUCGAUUCGAGGAGUACCCGAAACUGCGCGAACUGAUCCGACUAAAAGACUCGCUGAUCGAAUCCCGGACCACUCCACCGAUGUAUCUCAGAGCCGAUCUGAAAACGUUUGACCUAAAUGAAUUACAGUCCAAAUUUGAUGUGGUUCUCAUUGAACCUCCACUUGAAGAGUAUCAUCGAAUGACCGGGGCUGUGUUCGAUCAGCACUGGACGUGGUCUGAGGUAUGUUUUUUGGUGUUGUUACCAAUCUUUUCACGUGAUCAAUUCUCAUGA